Molecule: messenger RNA, 2077 nt
Organism: Cylicocyclus nassatus
Lineage: Eukaryota; Metazoa; Nematoda; Chromadorea; Rhabditida; Strongylidae
Source: the annotation of a GenBank genome assembly
AUGGAACCCACGUGGGGAGACUGGAGAAAAGAGAACGAGCUUCUAAAGAAGCAGUCCACACACCUGUCGGUCAUCGGACUUAGUUGUGCCAUAUCAGCCCAUCGGUCGUUUUGCCAUGAUUUCGCCAUGGCACUUCGCGAAAGAGAAGGACAACGGCUACAACAUCCGGACAUUUUUACGCAGAAGACGGACUACGAUUUGUCCGCAUACUACAAUCAAGCACUUGCGAGAAAGGAACAACUCAGUCACUCGGACGGAGACGACAUGCCGACGAACUCGAUCAUUCUAGCCUUGCCGAAGGCAUUCGAGCGUGUGCGAACGGAGGUUGCCGCGGAAGAUUCAGUGAAGUUCGUGGUGUACAACCACCUUGACGACAUGGCGGAUCAAUUGAACAAAAUACCGAUUAGCGCAGCCAUGUUAUGGGUUUGGCCGGAGAAAAUGCCGCGGUCGGACCAGAUGAGAAGGAGCAUGCAGGCCGUCGAGAGACAUUUGCAGUGCGGAGGAACGCUAGACUGCUUCCCGCCACCUUUCGAGAAAAUGCGCAGGGACGAGUGGGAGGAACUCCGGAAAGUCUGCAUUGAAGUCGUGCGAAUGUUGACCGGGCCGGCCAGGGGCUUGAUUACAUUGACAUUCAUUAUGACAAAGCUUAUAUUCGUUUACGUUAUCUCAUUAAUAAUCAAUGGAAAUGAGAAGGCAAUGUGUUUCCUGUUAUUUUAUGAGCUCGCUGGUAUAAUUGGUACUGCACAUCUCCUGGGAAAGUUUAACAUUAAGGCUGGAAACUUCGGCGUAUGGAUGAGUCCCUCUUAUGCACUGUCGCAAGGAGUUCUGUUGCAAGGAAAGAUUGAUAAAAGAAAUAUUCUAUCUUUUUUUGUCCAUGGCAGUAUUUUUUUGCUCAUUUUAUAUAUGUAUGAAUAUCAGCUCGACAAGCUGACAAAAAUAUUUUGCAGAAAAACCUAUGUAGAGAAAAGUAACAUUCCUGACAGUGAAGACGUCAUCCAAGAAAGAGAACAUGUUCAGAACAAUGCUUCGUUAUUUACUCUGACAGUGCAGAACCUUACGAAGUACUACGGUUCGAAUUGUGCGCUCAAAGGUGUUACGUUUGGUGUUCGUAACGAAGAUUGUUUUGGCCUGAUUGGACCGAGUGGAGCUGGUAAAACUUCUGCGUUCGCGAUUAUUACUGGAUCACGUUUCGCAAACAAUGGGAGCGUCCACAUAGGAGAGCAGUACGUAAAUCGAACUCAGGGAAUCGGUUACUGCCCUCAAUUCGAUGCUGCGCUCCCGCACCUUUCUUGCAAGCAAAACAUGGUGAUUAUUGCAGGAAUAAUAGGUUACAAAGAACCAUCAUCAAUUGUUGAGCAAAUGCUUCGCUUCCUCGACUUGGAAAAACACGCCAAGAAAGCGUUCUCAAACUGCAGCGGUGGGCAAAGGAGAAGAGUUAACAUAGGAAUCGCGCUGCUGAAUCCAUCGAAACUUGUGAUACUUGACGAACCGACAGCAGGAAUUGAUCCAAAGACACGACGUCAUAUUUGGAAGCUGCUAAAACAGAUGCGUUCAAAAGGCAGAGCCUUAGUGCUCUCUUCACACUCGAUGGAGGAAUGUGAGGCUCUUUGUUCGCGCUUAGGUGUACUCGUUAAGGGGAGGUUUGUGGCGAUAGGAGCAAGUCAGACGCUCAAAUCAAAGUAUGCCAACAACUACUUCCUUCUCACAAUUUUAAAAUCACUUGAAGACAGAAAAAAGGUAAUAAACGCGGUUCUAUCUACAUUCCCAUCAAGCGAGCUGGUCACAAAACAAGAGGAUACAUUGAACCUCAAAUUCAAGAUUCCACGAAGAGAAGGGGACAAGCUUUCGGAACUCUACGAAAAAGCACAAACGAUGGCAACCUCACUCUCUCUCAGUGACUUUUCUUUACUACAGGGUUCACUAGAAGACGUUUUUGAGUUCUUGAACAAAAAGUACGGGGAAGAAAACCUUGAUGUUUGAACAAAUAGCUUUAAAUCUCAGAAAAUUAAUAUUUAUGUAUCUUCGAAUUAUGCAAUAAAUUUUUUGCGACUUAGAGCAUCUUUCAAUCACCGUUAUC